AUGGGUUGUAUUUUUAAUAAAUAAAAACGAAGUCGAUCAAAAAUACAAUAACAAGAGGAGAAAGUUGAGAUCAUUAAUUCUCAAGCAAACUUCCCCUCCGAGACAAGCAAGCUAUAAGGGGAGUAAAUCUACCAUAUUAAAUAACCUGCAAGUGAGAGUCGCGUAUUUGAACUGCAGGUAGAAUAAUAAAUCAUUUCAAAACCUUUUAUAAUUGACAAUAUUCCUUCACUUGGCAAUGAACCAUUACAAAUUAAGGAAAGCCACGAUGUCAAGAAAGUAGUUUUACCAAAUCCCGAGCCUCAAUCUUAGCUAAAUAAUUAGUAUCAACUACCUCAAGAUGACCUUGAAAAUCCUUUACAAAGUUUCAUUCCAUUAAAUUCCAAAAAAUCAGAAUUUGGAAAUGAAAUGCUAAAUGUUCCUCCUGAAGUCAAUAUACCUUUAAAUUAAUCAGAUAAUGACAUCGAGAAGGCUAUUUAAUAAAAUUACUAGGACAAUUAAGACAUAUUAGAUGAUUAACUGUAAAAGAUGUUGCAAGAAUCUGAGAACGACUUCGCUAUAGAAUAAGCUAAGAGAUAGGAAGAAGAGGAUAAGAUCAAUCAAAUUAUUAUGCAAAGUGAAUUGUAUGAUUAGUCUGAUAACUCCCCAGAUUUUCUGAAUCAGUUAGAACAGCAGUCUUAAAAACUUAAGGAUAUAGUCCAUCCUCUUAAACCAAUAGCUAAUAGGAACUUCGGAGUCGAAUGGGAUUCGAAAGGUUAAAUUAAAUCUGAUACCUCUCAAUAUACUGUAUUUAAAAAGGAAGAAAAAUAGACCCCUCCCUAGCCAAAUGUAACAGAAUAUACAGUAAAAAAGAAGAAGAAAGGUGGUGCUGAACCAACUAGAGGAAAUAUUAAUCCUAAAUUAGAACCAAUAGUUUAAGUUAAAACAGUCUAAUAUCAAGAAAAGAAGAAGCCAGCAUUGCAAGAAUAAAUUAUUUAAGAACUAGGACCUUAUGAUUUCAAUAUCAAGCCUUCCCCAAACACCACUAAUUAAGGUUGGAUAACUCCAUUAAAUCAAUAAGAUGCUGUUGUUGAGGAUUUAUCAAUAGAUCAUAAAAAUAAUAAGAUUGACCUUGAUGAGCUUCAUGCUUUUCUUGAAGAUGGCACACUCUUUUCAAAUGCUCCCAAGAAAUAAUAGUACAAUUACGGUGGUGGUUUAAAUGACAACUAGGGUAAAGGUAAUUAUCAAUAUGGCUAACUAUCUACAAACAUUUUAGACUUUGACUGA
Stylonychia lemnae is the source of this 1263-nucleotide messenger RNA. The record is from the annotation of a GenBank genome assembly. NCBI's taxonomy places the organism in Eukaryota, Ciliophora, Spirotrichea, Sporadotrichida, Oxytrichidae.